Molecule: messenger RNA, 1041 nt
Organism: Solanum pennellii
Lineage: Eukaryota; Viridiplantae; Streptophyta; Magnoliopsida; Solanales; Solanaceae
Exons: 1
Coding region: 155-580 (141 amino acids)
Biological process (GO): mRNA processing
Source: RefSeq, a predicted model, not a curated record
UCUUGUAAACUGAAGGUCUGUAGUUCGAUCCUGCAUGUGGGCAAAUAUUUAUUUUUGAAACUUCAAAGUCUUCCUUUUUGGCAAAACCCUAACGGAUGCAAUUCUCUGUUAUUCUUUCUUUCUCUUUUUGAUGGUUCUUGAAUUGUUGCACUAAAUGGCUUCAAUUCUUCGGAAAGCUCUGAGGAACCAAUUUCAAUCUUCCACAACAAGAAUCAUCACUAACCUUAAUAAAUCCGAACCGGCAAUCCUCAGUUCUACCCCUCCUCAACCACCAAUCUUGGCUCAUCCUUCUUGUAGCAGACGAAAUCAAAUACACUUUUGUCUCCAACGCGAAACAGAGGAUCCAAAUCAGAAUGUUUCCCCUUGCUCACUGGUUUAUCCAAGUUUCCCUUUCGGUGUUUUCCUAAACCCCAUUUCUCAAAUUGGGGUAGUUAAAUCUGAGAAUGAUGGAGGCGUCGUCGUAGGAGAAGAUUCACUAAAGAUAUGGGCGGAUAGUGUGAAGAAAAAGAGGAAGAGGAAGAUGAACAAGCACAAGUUGAAGAAGCUGAGGAAGCGCUUGAGGAGGAAGACAAAGGCAUAGGUGAAAUUUGAUGUCCCUUUCCGGCAUAAUGUUAAUUGUUUCUGACUGAAAGAUAGUCCUUUUUCCCAUGUCCUCGCCAUUUUGGGUUGAAAAUAUUGCUCAAUUUCGAUUGCUAAAUCAUGUUUUAGGAAUAAUGAACCUUUUUUCCUCCCGAGUAGAGAUGUAUGUUUGGGAUUUAUUGGUCAGGCUUUGUGAAACUGUUGCAGUCUAACAUAGAUAAGCCAUCAUCUUAGAAGCUUUUAGGGCAAUUCUGAAGAACUUUUGAGAAAUCUCUUCCACAUCUAUAGAUAGUUGUUGCUGUUAUUUACAAUUAUUUGAACUCUGAAGAACACGGAUCGAUAGCUUCUUGUUGUUAUUAUCUACAAUGAUCUGAACACUGAAGAACUGAUAAUAAUAGGUAAAAAAGAAGCUACACUGGAUUUUCUUAAUAAUUUAUUCUGCAGGGCUUAUAAUUUGCUUUG